AUGAAUACAUUCAAUAAAGAAACAACACAUUUAGUUGUUCAUUUUAUGUCACACAAAAAAUUUGAUAAGGAUAGCGAAGCAAUAGAAUUGGUUCCAUGCUCAUGGUUAAAAUUCACGGAUAAAUGGAUGUGUUAUUUCCCACCAAAAAAAGACUGGAAUAAAGUUGACAAGUGGACAAAAAUAUCCAAAAAACCAGACGAAAAUUGGAAAACAUUUGAAGUCCUAAUAUUAAAAGAAGCAGCUAAUUAUGAUCAGGGCAUGCGUCGACUUAAGAAAGCAUAUACAAACUCAGUCAUUUCUAGUACCGAUUGUGAAGAAGCAAAUGAUAAUUCUGGCAUUACA
Molecule: messenger RNA, 342 nt
Organism: Trachymyrmex cornetzi
Lineage: Eukaryota; Metazoa; Arthropoda; Insecta; Hymenoptera; Formicidae
Exons: 2
Source: RefSeq, a predicted model, not a curated record